AUGGCUACUCGCUCAGACCGCCUCACGAAAUAUCUAUCGCUCAUCGAAAAAGGUAAGAGAAGGGUGGAAAGGUCCGCCGAUCCCAAGCUGUUCCUAGAGUCACUUUGCGCGCAAGAGGACUCUCUGCGCUGUAAUGAGAGGGUGCUUGCUUCCCCAAGUCUUCUUGAGGCACUGCAGAACAGUUUCCGUGUCGACUCAUCGACUGAGUUUGUCAACACUUCGGCCGCAGACUUUGGCAAUGGACAAUUUCUCCGCCAGCUUGUCUCCUGCAUCACCAAUCCUCGCACCUUCUGGACAGUAUUCCUGCAAGCUCACACCUCGAAGAAACUCAGUGAGCACGCAGAGUUAAGCUCUGUCUGGUUGCUUCUGAAGCUGCUCAGCUCUCCAGGAUACUCUUCCGAUUUUAUUGACACUGCCGAGAACAUCACGCAGAGUCGAACCUUCCUCAAUUCAACCUUCCAGGAAGUCAGGACUAUCGGGUAUCGAACCCAGAACAUUGCGAAGACCAUCAGGACCAAGGUGGAUCUAGACGAUAGCUACCGACCAGGAGGGAGGCACGACAACGACUUCAAAGACUUCCGGGAAAUCUCGAUUUUGCCCAUCCCGGAUGAAAUCGCUUCAGUAGAAAUUCCGUACUACAGGCGGAUGUGCGAUGUCUACAACGUCUCCGAAGCACAACGGGCUAUCGCUCGCGGUCAGAAAAAAGGAAGGAGAUCUGCCCCCCCGGUCCAUGGGCUAUGUUUGACAGGAGUUGGCUGUGGCACCGACGACCGAAGAAGGACCUGCUAUCUUGAGUUUGCCUGCACGAAGGCGGAUCGCAAGAAAUUGCUCGAUGACAACCCACACAUAUUUAGUCACCAGGCAUUUGGGUGCUUGCUGAGCAAAAUGGAUAUUGUCGUAUUUGUAACCCUUGAUCGCGGGUCCUCAGACCUGCUUGAUGAUCUUCCCACUCUCGCCCUGGUAGUGUCUGGCACCGAUGCACUCACACGUCUAUUUACAUGCGCCAAGAUGGGCCCGGCCUUCACCUUCCUCCCUGUUGAUACACCAAUCUUCGCUUGCGAACCAAUCCUCCAACGUUUACAGCAGCUUCAGUCGCUCUUGAAUGGGCGGCAGCAGAGCGUAAGCACAAUUCAGGGGCCGCCUGGAACGGGAAAGUCAUAUCUCGGGGCAUUGAUCGCGAAGAUUUUGCAUGAUAAGACGUGUAAGACGAUGAUGGUCAUCUGCUACACCAAUCACGCUCUGGAUCAAUUCCUGGAAAACCUGUUGGACAUUGGCAUCCCGGAAUCGUCCAUGGUCCGGCUUGGGGCCAGGUCGACGCCGCGAACCAAGCACCUGGGACUUUUCGAACAGUCAAUAGGCACUUCUGUCACUGAUUCAUGGUCUUUUGUUCUUAAAAAGAGGGAAGAUCUUAAUCAGGCAGCCGAAGAGUUAGAGUCGUGCUCACUGGAAUUCAACGGCGAUAAUAUAACCACAUACGACAUUCUCGAGUAUCUGGAGUUCUCGGGCAAAAGCGCCUUGUUUGACGCAUUUACCAUACCUGAUCAGCAUGACGGCAUGGUGCAAGUCGGAAGGCAUGGUAGGAAAAUCGAUAGGUACUACCUCUGGGAUGCCUGGGUACAUGGAAGAGAUGCCGGCAGUUUUCGAGACCGGAUCAGUGCCCACCACGCUUACAUCUGGGGACUGGCGCCCUUCAAGCGCAAAGAGAUGGUCGGCAAAUGGCGCAACAGUCUUCUUCAUGAAAAAUGCGACAAGCUUGCGACGGACCUCGACGAAUAUUAUUAUCACAAACGGCAUUCUGCGGUGCUAGAAGCAAAGCGCAUUGUGGCGUGUACGACUAACGCGGCGGCCAGGUAUGCCAGAGCCCUCCGGGUGGCUAAACCCGACAUCGUGAUAGUCGAGGAGGCCGGGGAAAUUCUGGAAAGUCACAUCCUUACGGCUAUGACCCUGUACACCAAGCAGCUGGGCGAUGGCCUCGACCUCACUCGGUCACUCUUCGAACGACUCAUCGCUCAGGGCUAUCCGCAUACCUCCCUUGCGAAGCAGCAUCGAAUGCGUCCGGAGCUCUCACGGCUGGUCCUACAGCUUGCCUACCCAGAGCUUCAGGACUCCGAGAGCAUACUCAAGCGACCUGACUCCGCGGAUUUCAGGACAAUAUUAAGAGAUCCAAGUAUGAAGACUAGCAAGCAGAAUCUGUAUGAGGUCGAAAUGGUUUUGAAGGUUGCCAAGUAUCUGGGCCAGCAAGGAUAUGGUACAGACGACAUGGUCAUCCUGACACCCAAAACCAAUGAUCCGUUGUUAAACGACUUGGAUUCAAACGACCUGCUAAAAGCGGGACUGCUAACCCUCGGAAGCCCCAAGGUCUUGAAAAGUCCUAUUCGUAUUUCAACCAUAGAUAAGUACCAAGGUGAAGAGAGGGAUAUUGUUGUUGCAAGCCUCACAAGAAGCAACGAGGCGGGAGACAUCGGGUUCACGGCGGCUCCCGAGCGUGUGAAUGUUCUCCUCUCCCGCGCACGAAAUGCCCUGGUGAUGAUCGGAAACGGAGGUACAUUCCUCAAGAGCCGCAAAGGACAUCUCACAUGGCGGCCACUCUUUGAGAUGCUCAAAAGAUAUGGCCACGUGUAUGCUGGGUUUCCGCUUAAAUGCGAGAGACAUUCUGAUCGCCAGGUUGUGAUCCGAUCGCCCAAGGAGUUUGAUACAGCAUGUCCCGACGGAGGCUGCUCGGACCCGUGCUCGGCUAUCUUCGCCUGCGGAAUCUAUUCUUGUACUAGACGGUGCCAUCGAGCUGAGUUCCACGGCAGAAUAAAAUGCACUAGGACAAUGGAACAGACGUGUCCCAAGAAUCAAAGGACCUGCCCUACAUGUCUCGAGGAAGCAGUCGAAGCUGAGAGGAGAAAACGCGAAGAUGCAAAACUAGAAGCAAAAAGACGAGCGACCCAGCUGGAGCACGCGAAGAAGCUUAAAGAAAUCGAAGAGAGAAUCAGACAGCAGCGACAAGUCUUGACGGACAAACAUGGCAAUCAGGAUCGUCGCGACGCUCUUGCUCGAAAGGAAGAGGAGCCGAAAAUCCUAACUGCAGCUGCUGAUCGUACUCACGCUUGCCCACCGACUGCCUUGCCAGGGGCAUUCCCUGCCGAUCCACAACCCGAAGAUGGCACCAGGAUGAUACCACUGCAGUCGGAAGCACAAGAUGAAUGGCAGAGGCAGAAACAGGACGAAGGCCAGUCAAAUGAAGCUCUGGACACCUUGAUGGACAUGAUCGGACUCGAGAGUGUCAAGGAAAGCUUCCUUGGUAUCAAGGCCAAGGUGGAUGUGGUGGUUCGACAAGGUGCCAGUCUUGUGGCCGAGCGGUUUGGCGCAGCCCUUCUUGGAAAUCCAGGUACCAGAAAAACAACCGUGGCACGACUGUAUGCUCGGUUUCUGAGCAUGGUUGGCGUCAUCCCCGGUAGCUUCUUCGUUGAGACCUCGGGGUCCAAGCUAGCAAAUGGUGGUGUCCAGGGUUGUCAGAAACACCUUGAAGAGAUCAAGUCGAUUGGGGGAGGGGCACUGUUCAUCGAUGAAGCCUAUCAGCUAACAUCUGGGAACAGUACCGGGGAGAGCUCGGUUCUGGACUUUCUGCUGGCAGAAGUCGAAAAUCUGACCGGGAAGGUUGUGUUAAUCAUCGCCGGAUAUAACAAGAACAUGGAAAGCUUUUUCGCUCAUAAUCCCGGUAUUCCAAGCAGGUUCCCAGUCGAACUUCAGUUCAAGGAUUACCCAGACGAGGAGCUUCAAAGUAAUCUCCAGCACCACAUGCACAAGAAAUACAAUGGACGCAUGAGGGUUGAAGAAGGCACCGGCGGGCUCUAUAUGCGGAUUGUCGCCCGCCGUGUCGGCCGUGGGCGUGGCCGUGAAGAAUUCGGAAAUGCUCGAGCAGUGCACAACGUUUUUGCACGCAUCACGGAGCGCCAGGCCAAACGACUACAACGGCAACGUCGACUCAAGAGACCUGCUGAUGAUCUGCUUCUGACGAAAGAAGAUCUUCUUGGACCAGAUCCGCGAACAGUGCUGAAAAAGAAUGCUACGUGGGGCAAGCUUCGAGCCUUGACCGGUCUGCAAAGUGUCAAGCAGUCGGUAGAAGCGCUAUUUGACACAAUCCAGUUCAACUAUGCGCGUGAACUAGCAGAGAAACCCUUAGUGGAAUUUUCCCUGAACAAAGUAUUCGUAGGCAAUCCCGGCACUGGCAAAACCACCGUCGCAAAGCCUUUUGGAAAGCUCUUGGCAGAUAUGGGAUACCUGUCCAACGGAGAAGUUGUUGUCAAGAAUCCAUCCGACUUCAUCGGCAACGUCAUUGGCGGCUCUGAGGCUGCGACAAAGGGCAUCUUGGCUUCCACUCUAGGCAAAGUCCUUGUCGUCGACGAGGCUUACAUGCUUGGUGGUAGUUCCUCGGGGUCUGAAUCGAUCGGAGGCCCAGAUAUCUACAAGGUGGCUGUAAUUGACACCCUAGUUGCGGAAGUGCCAAGCGUCCCCGGCGAUGACCGGUGUGUUCUGCUUCUCGGAUACAGGGGCGCAAUGGAAGGAUGUGAUGAUGACCUUCAAGAGAUCCUAGCUCUCAAAUUGAAGCAAGCAGGCUUUCAUGCCACCAAGGAUGCAAAGCUGGUUGUUCGCCAAUGUCUGGCUCGCGCCCGGAACCGACCCAACUUUGGUAAUGCUGGGGAGGUGGACAUCCUUCUAGACAAGGCCAAACUACGGCACCAGCAGCGGCUUUCUGCGCGGAAAACCAGAAACAUUGACAUCUUGGAGCCGCUCGCCUUUGACCCCGAUUAUGAUCGAGAGCAGAAAGCCGUUACCAACUGCCGGAAGCCUUUCGAAGGAGUUGUGGGCUGCGAGCACCUGGUGGCGCAGCUCGAGGGCUAUCAAAAUGUGGUUCGGAACACGAAGCAAUUGGGGUUGGAUCCCCGACACAAUAUACCGUUCAACUUUCUGAUCUUCUACGACAUGGGCAUUCUGGCCACAACCGAGGUGAUCGAGUCAUCGGCCUCUGAUUUUGUUGCACAGUAUGUUGGACAGACUGGACCCAAGACCGAGCGGCUUCUUGAGAAAGGACUGGGCAGGGUCCUCUUCAUCGAUGAAGCGUACAGACUCGCUGACGGGACCUUUGUUCCACAAGAAGCUUAUUGUUAUAUUAGCCGGGCGGUUCAUGACCCUGACGAUCAAUUCAUGUCUCAGGUUUUGGACUCCUUUGAAUAUAUAUCCACACUGCCUGGGUGGGGAAAUGGUCGGGACGUCAAGACCAUCUCUGACACAAUUAUUCGAAAGGUCUUCUCGUGCCCACAGGAUGCGGGAGGCAAGGGACUAGCGCUUACCCAAGCGAUGGAACGGCGGCUUCGAGCGACGGCCACUACCUCAAAUCCUCAGACCAGAGAUGGGUCCUUGACAUCAAAGGUCGCACCGUUCUCAGCCCCCCCUUUCUCCAAAUCGUCCGUCUCCGCUGUCAAGGACCAGGCUCGCUCUGGCACCGCAACUGGUGACCCAUCUGCGACUACUUCGGGCAACUCUUGUUCAGACGAGGGUCGCGACCCGGGGGUCUCUGACGAGGUCUGGAUGCAACUGCAAGCGGAUCAAAAGCGUAGCGAGGAGCAGAGGAACCGUGAUGCAGAAACUCUUCGUCGAGAGGAGAGUAUCAAGAGGCAGCUGAAGAGUAGUGCCACUGAGCCGGAUGGUGACGAACGCUGUGAGUAUGAGAAGCAGCUCCGAAGCCUGGCCCGAGAAAGAGUCGAGAUUGAGGAGCGGGGGAAGCAGGAGGAGGCUGCUCAGCAGAAAUUGCAAGAGAUGGGUGUUUGCCCCGUGGGAUUUAGGUGGAUUAAACAAGCGACGGGUUAUCGGUGUGCUGGUGGGAUUCACUUCGUGCCUUCUGCGCAGCUAUUAUAG
Molecule: messenger RNA, 5904 nt
Organism: Aspergillus fijiensis CBS 313.89
Lineage: Eukaryota; Fungi; Ascomycota; Eurotiomycetes; Eurotiales; Aspergillaceae
Product: AAA family ATPase
Exons: 20
Coding region: 1-5904 (1967 amino acids)
Molecular function (GO): ATP binding; helicase activity; ATP hydrolysis activity
Source: RefSeq, a predicted model, not a curated record